UCUGGGAUAAAUAUAUUGAAAUAAAAAAUGUAACUUGACUUGGAUUUUGGAGAAAAGUCAACGCACAAAGGAAAAAAUAAACUGGUGGAUAGCCCUCAGGAAUGAUGUCCUUUUGCCACAAUAUAGUGAACAUUUCCUGUGUGAGAAGCAGCUGGUCAAAUGAUGUCCGUGCCUCCCUGUAUAGCUUAAUGGUGCUCAUAAUUCUGACCACACUGACUGGCAAUCUGAUAGUUAUUAUUUCCAUAUCGCACUUCAAACAACUUCAAACCCCAACUAAUUGGCUCAUUCAUUCCAUGGCCACCGUGGACUUUCUGCUGGGAUGCCUCGUCAUGCCUUAUAGCAUGGUCAGAUCUGUUGAGCACUGCUGGUAUUUUGGAGAAGUCUUCUGUAAAAUUCAUACCAGUAUUGACAUUAUGCUGAGCUCAGCAUCCAUUUUCCACUUGUCCUUCAUUUCCAUUGACCGCUACUAUGCUGUGUGUGACCCACUGAGAUACAAAGCCAAGAUCAGUGUCUUGGUUAUCUUUGUGAUGAUAUUCAUUAGCUGGAGCAUCCCUGCCCUUUUUGCAUUUGGAAUGAUCUUUCUGGAGCUAAACUUGAAAGGAGCUGAACAGAUGUAUUACAAACAUGUUCAUUGCUUAGGAGGUUGCUCCGUCUUCUUUAGCAAACCAUCUGGGGUACUGGCCUUUAUGACCUCUUUUUACAUACCUGGAUCUAUUAUGUUAUGUGUCUAUUAUAGAAUCUAUUUCAUAGCUAAAGGGCAGGAAAAAUCAAUUAAUGAUGCCAAACAGAAGCUUCAAAUUGGAUUGGAAGAGAAAAAUGGAAUUUCACGAAGCAAAGAAAGAAAAGCUGCAAAGACUUUAGGGAUUGUGAUGGGAGUUUUCCUGAUAUGCUGGUGUCCCUUCUUUGUCUGCAUGGUCCUCGAUCCUUUUUUGAACUAUGCUAUUCCACACACCUUGAAUGAUGCACUGAUCUGGUUUGGCUACUUGAACUCUACUUUUAACCCAAUGGUUUAUGCAUUUUUCUAUCCCUGGUUCAGAAGAGCACUGAAGAUGAUUGUAUUUGGUAAAAUUUUCCAGAGAGAUUCAUCUAGGUAUACAUUAUUUUUAGAACCAAAUCCAUAGAACUAUUAUACAUUACCAUUUUGCCAAACAGCUGCUGAUUGUAUUUAUAAACACUGCAUAAACAACCAUAUGUACCAAUGGCAGCAUCUUUUAUCAAUUAUUUGAUGUAAAGAAUAUAUAAUGAGAUAUGAUGAUUAUAUCUUGCUUCCUACUUGCGAUGUAGUAGAUAGGAUCUUUGCCAUCCUUAUGGUAUAUGUGAAGUUUUGCAAGUUCAGAAUUUACUGUCCUACAUCCAAAAAAAAACCUUUUCCAGCUCUUUCAUGAAUUGCCAUGAAACUGACAGCGGUUCUGCACCUAAUUGUUCAGUGGUAGAAACUGUGGGCUGCAUUUGGAAAUGCAAAGUAGAGUGACCUUGUCCUUUAUUUGC
This is a messenger RNA of Phyllostomus discolor (pale spear-nosed bat), 1488 nucleotides long. RefSeq names its product trace amine-associated receptor 1. Gene Ontology annotation, biological process: G protein-coupled receptor signaling pathway. Gene Ontology annotation, cellular component: membrane. The record is from RefSeq and is a predicted model, not a curated record. Gene Ontology annotation, molecular function: trace-amine receptor activity. Lineage: Eukaryota; Metazoa; Chordata; Mammalia; Chiroptera; Phyllostomidae. The transcript has a single exon. Bases 102 to 1121 code for a protein of 339 amino acids.